Messenger RNA from Penicillium crustosum, 1332 nucleotides. Its product is annotated as succinate--CoA ligase (GDP-forming) subunit beta. NCBI's taxonomy places the organism in Eukaryota, Fungi, Ascomycota, Eurotiomycetes, Eurotiales, Aspergillaceae. The coding region runs from base 1 to 1332 and encodes 443 amino acids. Gene Ontology annotation, biological process: succinyl-CoA metabolic process; tricarboxylic acid cycle. Gene Ontology annotation, cellular component: mitochondrion; succinate-CoA ligase complex. Gene Ontology annotation, molecular function: metal ion binding; ATP binding; succinate-CoA ligase (ADP-forming) activity. The record is from RefSeq and is a predicted model, not a curated record. The transcript is spliced from 8 exons.
AUGUUCAAGCUUGCUCGCGGUAGACCCGUUGCGGCGGCCUUCAAGGCUGCGACACAACCCUCCAUCCAGAGCAGACUCGCUUUGCAGAAGCGAAACCUUUCCAUCCACGAGUACCUCUCCGCAAGGCUCCUUAAGUCGUACGGUGUCGGUGUCCCCAAGGGUGAGGUCGCUAACAACGCCGAAGAGGCCGAGGCUAUUGCCAAGUCCAUCGGUGGUGGUGAUCUUGUUAUCAAGGCCCAGGUUCUCGCCGGUGGCCGUGGUAAGGGUCAGUUCGACAAUGGUCUCAAGGGUGGUGUCCGCGUUAUCUACUCUCCUACCGAGGCCAAGAUGUUCGCUGGCCAGAUGAUCGGUCACAAGCUCGUUACCAAGCAGACCGGCGCUGCCGGCCGUAUCUGUAACUCGGUCUACAUUUGCGAGCGCAAGUUCGCCCGCCGUGAAUUCUACCUCGCUGUUCUCCUUGACCGUACCACCCGUGGUCCCGUCAUCGUCUCAUCCUCCCAGGGUGGUAUGGAUAUCGAGGCCGUCGCCAAGGAGAGCCCCGACGCCAUCACAACCACCCCCAUUGAUAUCCACGUCGGUGUGACUGACGAGAUCGCCCGCACUAUCGCCACCGACCUUGGAUUCUCCGAGCAGUGCAUCGAGGAGGCCAAGUCCACCAUCCAGAACCUCUACAAGUGCUUCAUGGAGCGCGAUGCUACCCAGCUCGAGAUCAACCCCCUGUCCGAGACCUCCGAUCACCAGGUCUUGGCCAUGGACGCCAAGCUUGGAUUCGACGACAACGCCGAGUUCCGUCAGAAGGAGGCUUUCUCGUGGCGCGAUGUUUCCCAGGAGGAUGCUGAUGAGGUCAAGGCCGCUGAGCACGGUCUCAACUUCAUCAAGCUCGAUGGUGACAUCGGCUGCCUCGUCAACGGUGCCGGUCUCGCCAUGGCCACCAUGGAUAUCAUCAAGCUUAACGGCGGUAGCCCCGCUAACUUCCUCGAUGUCGGCGGUGGUGCCACCCCCGCUGCCAUCAAGAGCGCCUUCGAGCUGAUCACCAGCGACCCCAAGGUGUCCGCCGUCUUCGUUAACAUCUUCGGUGGUAUCGUCCGCUGUGACGCCAUUGCCCAGGGUUUGAUCAACGUCGUCCAGGAGAUGAACUUGCGCACCCCCAUCAUUGCCCGUCUGCAGGGUACCAACAUGGAGCAGGCCCACAAGCUGAUCAACGAGUCCGGCCUCAAGAUCUUCUCCAUCGAGGACCUCCAGAACGCCGCUGAGAAGUCCGUCCAGUUCUCCAAGGUCGUCAAGAUGGCCCGCGAGAUCGACGUCGGUGUUGAGUUCACCCUCGGCAUCUAA